AUGGAAGAUGACUUUCGCCGCGCCUGCGCCAGCUUUGCUGGCCGUGCUUUGCACGGUUACCCCUACCAACCACACUUCGGAGGCAUUGGUGGAAAGGCAGCUGCGAAGGGUGUAGGGCCUGCUGGCCGUACUCUCUGCAUCCAUGACUGCGAUGCUUGUGCCGGAAAUGCACAUCCUCACCCUGACAACUCGAGAUGUCCCAGCUGUGGGCAUGCAUGGUCGACCUUGGAGCCCCUACCGCGAUGUGCUCGUUGCAGCCGCAUCCUGAUGGAUUGCGACGACUGCCUUGAGAGACUUCCGGAACUGGAGUCGUACUGCCGGUUCUGCCUCACAGGUCGAUACACGCAGACACUUCCCAUCGCCCUUUUCGUGGAACGCCCUCAGGGCGGUGCUGGAUUCUGGGUGACUUGCAGGCACCUCUCGGGUGCCGAGGUUCUCACCAUGCAAGUGGACGAGGACUCCACGGUGGCCCCUGUGCGAACCGCUGUGAAUCAGAUGCUGCAGCAGCAAGAUGGCAGCACUGCUGGGCAAGAUGCCCCAACGGAGGAGCAGCUGCUGGAGUGGGGUGCAUGGCACCGAGAGAUUCACGUGGCAGCUCUGACGCCGUGGCAGACGACCACCAUAGCUCCGCCGCCCCAGGCCUCAUUUCACCAUCGCGUGGUUCUUGUCGCCAACCGCCGCGAGUUGCGCGAUGAGGAUACUCUGAUGGAGCUGAUGCGUCCCGAGACAGGGGGCCGGAGAUCGUCACCCUACCCGUAG
Molecule: messenger RNA, 759 nt
Organism: Symbiodinium natans
Lineage: Eukaryota; Dinophyceae; Suessiales; Symbiodiniaceae
Source: the annotation of a GenBank genome assembly